Linum tenue is the source of this 2574-nucleotide messenger RNA. The record is from the annotation of a GenBank genome assembly. NCBI's taxonomy places the organism in Eukaryota, Viridiplantae, Streptophyta, Magnoliopsida, Malpighiales, Linaceae.
AUGGCAGCUGAUAGUUCUCCACCUGCUUCUUCUUCUUCUUCUUCUUCUUCUUCUUCUUCUUCUUCUUCUUCUUCUUCUUCUUCUUCUUCUUCUUCUUCAGCGAAUUCCUCCAAGACUCGGAGUCGGAGUAGUACUACUAAGUGCCUCCUCUGCUCGCCGGCGAAGGACCCAGGCGGCCUGUUCCACUGCAGGCGCUGCCUCAAGGACCGGUCGAAACGCAGGCGAAGGAGGCGGGCAAGAAAGGCGAAGAAGGAGCUCACGCUGAGUGCCUUCCUGCAGCGGAUCAUCAAGCCGCCGAGUCGAGAUGAGAAGCGGCGGAAGAAUUUCCGGCCCACGCCGUCACAGGUUGCGGACUCUAGCGGUGGCGGCGGCCAAGGGAAUAAGUGUUUGAGGGCGACGAGAAUCGGCAUGAGGAAAGUGUCAAUUUGGAGAGAGUCGGCGGAGAGGUCAGUUUGGUAUAAGCUCCAGGUGGAAGAAAAGCACAAGAGAUGGUCCAUCCUGUUGAGUGAGACGCAUAUAGCGUGGCUCCAGGGAGUUUUGCAGAUCGCAGCGACGAGGAGUUGGAACUUCCCCAAAGGGUGUAUCAAGAGAAGCGGAGAUCGUAUUAUUCAUGUGGGGAAGGUUACCUCUAACCGAAGAUCGAUACUGCAAAUUUCGGAACAGGUGAAGAGUGGUAGGGUGUUCAAGGUCCUUAUUCCGUCCUUGGGAAGGGAAGACGGAUGGUCGCGGGUUAUCUUCCUUCUCCAGGAUUUCUUCAAGGCCGAACGCAACUUUGCAGAGGCACCGAUGAUUAACAGGGUGAGCGCGCAACCACCCCUGCUACCUCCUCGCCCUGCUACACUGCUUUCCUAUGCGGAGGUGGUCAAGGGAAAUGGUUUCUAUGGUGCGGGAAGAUGUGAUAUCAAAGGGUCAGGGUCUGAUAGAUUCAUUGAGGUCGGUGAUGCUGGGAUUCGAGAAAGGCGGGAAUUGCUGGGUAGAAGUUUGGUCAUCAAGUUUUCAUCAUCGAACAAAGAUGUCUUCUCCUCUGCUCUUGUUCCAGAAUUCAGACAAUGGGCACGCCAUAAUUGGGAUGCAAAUGACAACUAUAGUUUUGAAGACCUCGGCAAUGGGAAUUGGCUCCUCGUCUGUCCAAGUUUUCAGCUGGCUUUGAGAAUCCAGAGUUUCAGUCAAUGUAUGUUCAAGAACUUUUCGGUGGAUAUUUCCUUUUGGAAAGAAAACGUAGAUCUUUCAGGACCUGACCCGGAUGAUGUGGUAUGGGUGUGGGUUUACGGCAUCCCACUUCAUCUCAAGAGCGUGACCCUCAUCCAAACCAUUGGAAAUUUUUGCGGCUCGUUGGUGGAAAUUGACUGGAACUCUUGGAGCUCCAAUUUUAUUAGAAUCCGAAUCCGCUGCGAUGAUGAACUCCCUUCGCAUGUGCCUGUGUGCCAUGGAUCUAACAGGUUCGAGAUUCAAAUUUUGCUGCCGCCGGUGCAUUUCGGCGACGCCCCUCAGGCGGCUCCCCAUCUGGGGUGGAAGACGAAGCGCCUUCCUCGGGGCCCUACAGGCGUGCAUGGGAAUCUAAGCUGCAUGGGGGCCGUCCCCUCUUCUCCUCAGAACACGCGCAGAAAGGGGCUCGAGAAGAAUCGAUCUGUGAAGAAGAUUUGGGUCAGGAAGUUUGGGCCAUGGCCCAACCCGAGUCCUCCUGGCCCAUUAGCUAUUAUGUCCCAUUCAGAGCGGGCGCCUCCGUUAAAUCUGGGCCCGGUUGCCCACUGUAAUGAGCCUGGAAGCUGCAGUCCAGGCCUGAGUCUGCACCCUGACCCGGUCAUCUCGAUCCUAACCCUCUUCUCGUGGGGUUCAGGCUUGCGGCCCAACAUUUCCCCUCCCUUGCAAUGCCAAUUCCUUGCCGCCAUUCACCUUCCAGAAUGGGGAGUGAGCCUUGCUUCCUUCAACUCAGCUUCUUCUUCCUUCCCCCACCUCUUCUCUGACCGAUCAUCCCUUCAUAGCAAUCCCCCCCACCAUACAUACUUUCUCGUUAAAACCCCCCAUCCCAACACCAAUCCUACCAAUCUUACCAAUCUUUCGACCUUCUUGCCAAGUCCCUUACCCGAACCUUCUCCCUCUACCUCUGGCCUUUCUUCCCAACCUGCCUUACCCCUUCUGGGUCACCAGCCCUCCCCUACCCCUACCCCCACCUACUCUCCGCCUUCUUCCCCCCAACCAGACUCCAACUUUCUUUCUGAACUCCCCUCUCCGUCUUGCGUGCAAGAUAGCCAAGCCAUGGAUCGAGAUUUGGAAUCUUUCCCCUUUGAUGUUGGAACUCUGGAACAGGCUUGCAUCCGGGUUGGGGGUAUCUUUAAUUUGGGCCAUGAAGAUGGACAGGAGAUCUCUGAUAAUAUUAUCAUCGAGACGGCGAGGAGCACACAUCAGAGGAAGAUUCGGACCUCUAGGUCCAGGCUCGAAAUGGAGGAGCGCCGGUUGGGGCCUAUUGCACCCCCUGUUACUUUUUCUCCAGGAGAUCUCGUGGAGACAGAAAUCCAAAGAAUUGUGGUUGAGACUUGGGGACAGCAACACGAACUUUUUCCACAGGGCAGCUAA